AUGAAACUGUUCCCUUUCCCGACUCCAAAGCUCCUGACACCACGUCUUCAAAUCGUCCGGUAUCGCCACACUCACUUCAAUAUGAGACAUACUGACCCGCUUCCCGUUGUAAGGAAUCCCCUCAUACUGGGUGCGCGGUCUAUCCGCAACAUCGGGAUCAAUACAGGUGGCAGUAUACUCGAACAUGCGGUGUCGCGGCUCGAUCUGGUUUAUUUAACGCUCGCUGUACUCGCAACAUCCACGGUAUUUGAUCUUGGCCUCAAGAUCGUGGAGGUACUUUGGGUUGUGGCUUUCUCGCGCAUCGCGUAUCAAGUUAAGGUCUGGGUCCAGGUCGACCUUGUCCUAUGCUUCUGGGUAAUCAACCAGGAUGCAGAUCUGCGGGUAGCCAGGGCCCGAUAUGUCUCUUCAGCUGCCGUCUCAGGGUACCAAAUACAGUAA
Molecule: messenger RNA, 438 nt
Organism: Aspergillus chevalieri
Lineage: Eukaryota; Fungi; Ascomycota; Eurotiomycetes; Eurotiales; Aspergillaceae
Exons: 1
Coding region: 1-438 (145 amino acids)
Source: RefSeq, a predicted model, not a curated record